Molecule: messenger RNA, 1552 nt
Organism: Diospyros lotus (date-plum)
Lineage: Eukaryota; Viridiplantae; Streptophyta; Magnoliopsida; Ericales; Ebenaceae
Product: growth-regulating factor 1
Exons: 3
Coding region: 298-1365 (355 amino acids)
Biological process (GO): DNA-templated transcription; regulation of DNA-templated transcription; developmental process
Cellular component (GO): nucleus
Molecular function (GO): ATP binding
Source: RefSeq, a predicted model, not a curated record
AGACACCAGAGAGAGAGAGAGGGAGGUGCAGUCAUCGUAUUGUAUUACUUACCACCACACAGUAUAGUACAAUCUUUCUCUCUCAGAGCAAGAGAGAGAGAGGGAGGUAUGAUCAGAACCAUUAGUUUUUAGCCAUGUACAGCAGAUUCUGCAGCCCAAAUGGUCAAUAAAUAUACCUGCUACUAAUGCUACAAUGGGAGGGAUCUAAAAGACUAAACAAACCAACCUCCCUCCUUAACCUCCCUUCCCUUUCUUUUUCGUUUGGCCUUUUCUGCUCUAUCUGUUUUCUUCUCUUUCAUGGGUUUUUCUCAUUCUUCCUCCGCAGUGAUGAGUAGUGGAAGAAAUUACAGGUUCCCUUUCACUGAUUCCCAGUGGCAAGAACUUGAGCACCAAGCUCUCAUCUUGAAGUACAUAAUAUCUGGCACACCCAUCCCUCCUGAUCUCAUCUUCACAGUCAAGACAAGCUUGGAGUCCUCCCUCUCCUCAAACUUCAUCUUUCAACAACCUCAACCCAUGGGGUGGAACUGUUACCCGGUGGGUUUAGGGAGGAAAAUCGAUCCAGAGCCAGGGAGGUGCAGGAGAACAGAUGGGAAGAAGUGGAGGUGCUCAAAGGAAGCGUAUCCAGAUUCCAAGUACUGUGAGAGACACAUGCACAGAGGCAGAAACCGUUCAAGAAAGCCUGUGGAAGCUAUGCCAACAACAACUUCAACUUCAACCACUUCAACCAUCAAUCACCUGUUAGAAACUCCAACUUCUACAGCAACACCCAUCUCAUCAUCAAUCUCCCCAAACCCUUCCACCCACCACCAUAGCCACCCUGGUUAUCAUCCUAUUUCUCAUCUCCACCACCACCCUUUCCCUUAUCCCUAUUCAUCUUCUUCCUCAAGGCCUCAUCUGGUUGAUUUUUCCCCUCAAGAAGGCGCCGCCACUAAACCAGACAAAGAUUACUACUGCAGAAAAAGCAGGAGUGGAGGUGGGAUGAAAGAGGGGCCUGGUUCUUCAACGGAAGGUGCUUGGCAGCUGACACCAUUGGUCAUGAAUAAUUCUUCACUGGCCCAUCUGAAAGGGAGGGCUUGGUCUGAUUCACAGAAUGGGUACCCUUUCUUGCAGCUCCAAGGAUUCAGUGAUGAUCAUGGCUCAAAACAAGAGCAAGAGCAGCAUUUCAGUCUACUGGGUGGUGGUGAGGAUGAUAGACCCCAUAAAGUAAUGCACCAUUUCAUCGAUGAAUGGCCCAAGAACAAGGAUUCGUGGGCUGAUUCUGAGGACAAGUCUUCAAGCUAUGUGCCGGUUCUAACUACCCAGCUCUCAAUUUCCAUACCAAGCUCUUCCUCACAUGACUUCUUCCUGACCCAAAGUGGUGAUUGAUAAAUGGCUUUUUGUGUGGUGGGUUUCUGAACCAAAAGCCAGACGAGUACUUGCAGCAGAGCAAGGCGGUGGGUCAUUCGUUGCUUUUUCUCCUCUUGCUGUCCAUAUACGUGUGAUAUAUAUAUAUAUAUGUAUAUUCACUUCUGUAUGGGGGCGUGGAAAGCUUAAAAAACUGCUCUUUUACUUU